This is a messenger RNA of Zymoseptoria tritici IPO323, 2255 nucleotides long. RefSeq lists its product as uncharacterized. Gene Ontology annotation, biological process: protein insertion into mitochondrial inner membrane from matrix; mitochondrial respiratory chain complex III assembly. The coding region runs from base 1 to 1977 and encodes 658 amino acids. The record is from RefSeq and is a predicted model, not a curated record. Lineage: Eukaryota; Fungi; Ascomycota; Dothideomycetes; Mycosphaerellales; Mycosphaerellaceae. The transcript is spliced from 2 exons. Gene Ontology annotation, cellular component: mitochondrial inner membrane. Gene Ontology annotation, molecular function: ATP binding; ATP hydrolysis activity.
AUGUCAUUCCACGCCGGCGGAGCCACAACCCUCAGGCCCUUCCAUAGCCUCGCUCUUCUGCGAUCAACACUCUUUGAAAGAUUUUCCGAGCUCGACUUCACGCACUAUGGCUCCAUACUCGCCGUGGCCAGCCUUCUUCCGUCAGCCUGGGAGUUUGUCCACAGCACGGCAAGCCAUCUCUCGACCUGGAUCCAGCGCUUCUUCAUCGCAUCGAUAACUGUUCCAGCCGGCGACCCAAUCAACCGCAGCGUCAGUGCGUGGAUCCUCGAGCAUGUCAUUCAGCCACGAAGUCUUCGUUUCCAUACCGUCCGGACGGAGCUCGGAAGGGAUGCGGAUCCAGGUGCUUCACUGAAGAAAGCCCAGCGAUCGAUCCAGUAUCUGCCUCAUUGGGAAACGGCGUGGUUCUGGCACGGGAGGUCGUUGUUCGCAGUCUCGCGAUCGAUGGAGAGCUUCAAUGCUUCAAUGGGCGAUCCGACGUAUGAUGGGAUAGGUGGCGAGGAGUUGACCGUUCGUUGCUUGGGUCGUUCGUCAAGUCCGAUUCGUGAUUUCAUCCAAACCUGUCGUGAGGAAGCCGAGAGAAAAGCGCAAUUCUACGUGAUCAUUUACUCCCGCGAUCGGUACGGCAUGUCGUGGAAGCCAAAGUAUCGCAAGCCGCAUCGGGGUCUAGAGACAGUGCACUUCGACGAGACCGUCAAGCGGACCUUGCUUGACGACAUCAAGAGCUAUCUGGAUACACGCACCAGGAAGUUGUAUCAGAGUCGCAGCAUUCCCUACCGUCGAGGCUACCUCCUCUACGGCCCACCAGGAACUGGGAAAAGCUCACUCAGCACCGCUCUCGCCGGCGAGUUCGGUCUCGAUUUGUACGAAGUCAAAGUCCCCAGCAUUGCCAACGAUGCCGACUUGGAGCAGAUGUUUCAAGAAAUCCCACCGCGAUGUAUUGUUCUGCUGGAAGACAUCGACGCCGUCUGGUCCGGUCGGGAGACUCGUCAGGACCGGCAUCUCACGGACAGCAGCAGUGACACGUCUAGCACGCUAUCGAAUGUGACGCUCUCCGGUCUGCUGAAUGUUCUGGACGGAGUGGGAUCGCAAGAAGGAAGGCUGGUCAUCAUGACGACGAAUAAACCCGAGCAACUUGACCCGGCUCUUGUCCGUCCGGGACGAGUCGACUUCAAAGUCUUCCUUGGGAAUAUUAGCCAGGCUUCGGCAAAACAGAUGUUCAUGCGGAUGUUCUCGCCCGAGUUGUUGAGCGGAACGCAGGUCGAGGACACUAUGGAAGAUCGUCUGGAUCAGCAUGUGUCAAUGGAGAAGUUGAGGAUGCUGGCGAGCGAAUUCGCCCAGCAGGUUCCCGAUGAUACAUUCACGCCGAGCCAGUUGCAAGGCUUUUUCCAACGUCAUCUGAGCAGCGCGAGGGAAGCAGCUGAGGGCAUCGAGGACUGGGUUCGUGGCGAGUCUACUGGCCGAGAGGCAGAGGCUGAAAAAGAAAGGGUUGCAACAGAGGCAAGGUUAGCAAAGGAGCGGGAAGAAAGAGAAGCGGCGGAUAGACUGCAAAGAGCAGCAGCUGCAAGCCGCGCACGAGAGGAAGAGAGAUGGCAGAGACAGUGGGCAGAGAUGCAGCGUGCUCAGACAGAAGCUGUCGCGAAAGCCCGUAAAGAGCGUGAAGAACAGGAGCGGCACGAAUACGAACGAGCAAAACAACAGGAGAAAGAAUUGCAUAAGGAGAGAAAGCGUCAACGCAGGCUAGCGGAGGAAGAACAGAGGGAGCAUGAGAGAGUCGCUGCAGAGUGGAGAAGCAGACAGCGCGAAUGCCGACACGACGGCUGGUGGCCAAAAGUGCAAGGCAGGGCGACCUGCCCUGGGUGCAGACAAAGCUGGCCAUACUUGCUGACCUGUCCAGGUUGCAGUAAACAGGCUUGUCCGAAGUGCCAGGGCGACAUACGGACUGAGCGGAAUCGUCAGAAGUAUGAGGGCUACAUAUAGAUGUAAUUGGGCACCCGAAGCGAAUGUCAAGAAUCCGCUUCAAGCGAACGGAGUACGAUCGCACACAUCCGACGCACAUCACCGAGACAAAAUCGCAUUCACUUUCAUCCCACGGAUCUCCAAUUUACGAAGUACUUCACGAAGUACUUCACCAACCGUGGCCAGGACUUUCGAGCUAUGCAGUCGAAGUCCUUUAGGAUAUUGAAGGUGAUGAGACGACCAUAGAGGCAUCGCAGCUGCAGUUCGACGAGUGGUGGGCGUCGAUACUGAGCGAGGGU